This is a messenger RNA of Mytilus californianus (California mussel), 5756 nucleotides long. RefSeq names its product transcription factor GATA-4-like. Bases 114 to 1961 code for a protein of 615 amino acids. The record is from RefSeq and is a predicted model, not a curated record. Lineage: Eukaryota; Metazoa; Mollusca; Bivalvia; Mytilida; Mytilidae. Gene Ontology annotation, molecular function: RNA polymerase II cis-regulatory region sequence-specific DNA binding; zinc ion binding; DNA-binding transcription factor activity, RNA polymerase II-specific. The transcript has 6 exons. Gene Ontology annotation, biological process: negative regulation of transcription by RNA polymerase II; positive regulation of transcription by RNA polymerase II; cell fate commitment.
UCACAACGACAGGUGACGAGAGACCAGCAUACAGGUAUAUGGAUUUGUGACUUUGAACCGUACAAGCUAAAACAACGCCUCCUACAAUCGAAGCGUUAUACUUUAUUUCCAAAAUGACGGAAGUCGAUCAAGCUUGGCAAAAUAAUUCACCUGAACAAUAUUCUGAUGAGGAAGAGGAUCCAGCAGCUUGCGAAGAAAUAACAGUAAUAUCAACUCAAGAACAAGAAAAUUCUCAGCCAAGUGAAGAUACGCAUCAUCACUUUUCAAGUGGUUCAGAGUCCACGGACAUCAGGUCAAAUUCUAAUGUGGAACUCUACACGACGAACGGAGUGACUCCCCUCUGCCAAGUUGUCAUACAAUCGGCUGAAUCUGUUGCUGAGACAGCACAAGCCGUGGAAAGUAUAAGUCAAGAGAUCUCCAGUGAGGACCCAGAUGACAAUACACACAGUAAUGUGACCUACACAGAGUACAAUAUACAAGCACCCGGCACUCUGACACAAUUAACACCGGUGCCAGCGUUUGAAACUGCCACGGGGCAUUUAUUACCUAAAGAAGACGUGGAAGCAUUUUUUAGCAACAUGGACCGACCAACUGCAACUUCUGUGACAUUAACCACGCCCAAUUAUGCUGGCACGGGAAGUGGUGAGUUUACGACUCUGACACCCGCCCAGUCAUUAUACCAAAAUCUAUUAUCGAGUCAGCAUCAGAUCACAGAUAACAACACUGCCUACAACAUGACAGCAUUGUAUCCCAACCCCCGGGCAUUACAGAUGCAGUACGGGGUAACCACUACAGGAUGGAAUUUAUCUGCCACGGGUGAUGCUCUAUACAGCUCCCCGUCAUCCAGUCCCUCCGCCGGUAAAUACAACAACUUUUCCAUGACAAAUGAUCCAGGGUCUCCGUCCAGUGGCCGAAGUGAUAAUUCUGUUGACACACCUUACAGCAGACCACCAAUGUAUACUAACUUUAUGACGCAAGAUGGAGUUCCUGGGUACAACUAUACAAUUCCAUAUGGCUCUCAGGAAGAGGCAGCUACGUACUUUGACAUGGGGGAAGGCCGGGAAUGUGUGAACUGUGGGGCGGUAUCCACACCUUUGUGGAGGAAAGAUGGGACGGGGCAUUAUUUGUGCAACGCCUGUGGAUUGUAUCAUAAAAUGAAUGGAUUGAAUCGCCAGCCGAAUGGUAAACCGAUUCAGUCUCCUAGCAGGGAACAAGUGGAAGAAGAAAAACCAAAGAAAUUUGAGAAGAAUUUUGACAAGGUGAAUAACAGAAGUCGGAUGGGUUUGUCAUGUGCUAACUGUGGAACCACCACAACGACUUUAUGGAGACGGAACAGUGAAGGGGAACCAGUUUGUAACGCAUGCGGACUCUACUAUAAAUUACACCAGGUAGCCCGACCAAUGUCAAUGAAAAAAGAUGGAAUCCAAACAAGAAAACGUAAAGCUAAAAUGGCAUCAAAAGCAGCUACUCCAACACGUGAAAUGAAUAAUACACCAGAUCAUAACAUCAUGCCUUCAUCAUACACAACAUCCAUGCCAUAUACCGGGAACCAGUCAUCAGGAUUACUAGAUCUUUCCGUUACCAGAUCAGACAAUCAAUUAGUGACUGACAUGAAGCAUAUCACAACAUAUCCUCAGCUAUAUCAGAGUCACAGUUCUGUCUUGGCUGCUCUUAGUGCACCACCUCCCGCUCUUCUACAGGUUGGUAGCCCUCCACCUGGCAUGCUUCCAUCCUUUCAACACGUCACUUCUGGUCACAUGACUGAACUAGAGCGUUCCAUGACAUUUCAUUCUGAUCUUGUCCUGAAACAAGAGCCAAUAUUUGAGCCAUCACCGCCAAAGGCUGUUCCCGUAUCAGUUCCAGAACUAGAAGCAGAAAGUGAACUCAGGACCACUCCAAAUGGCACACCACCUUCAGAUAUUACACCACUAAGAGCAGCCACGAUGGUGUCACAGAAUUAGCUCGUGAUAAUUUGAGGAAGUCUGCUUCUUAAAUGGACCAGAGUAAUUUUAUAAAUAUACUCAGUUUUAAAAAUAGUUUUAAAGUACAUAUCAAAUUUUAAUAUGAAAUCAAAAGCAUAAGCAUUGAGAAAUUAUUGUAUUAUUUUCUACUCAUCUGUAAAUUUUAAAACAAAGAAGAGAGAAUCUUGAGUUCAUAUAUUUUGCUAUUACAUUUCUUUUACAAACAUGAUAUUUUUUCAAGUUGUUGAACUUCUUUUUUCUUCUAUUUUCAUGACAAUUUUUACCAUCAUCCAUAUAUGAAACUGUUAUUUUGUUUUCUUAUGCUAUUACUAUUCAAACAACCUCAAGAAAUGAAAAGCAUAAUAUAUUUCAUGUAAAUAAGUAAGAGUCGAGAUGUGUUGUAUCUUUGCUCAAGAUAUCGUGGGUAAAUGAGGAAAGGGCAGUAAUCCGUGUAAUACUUCAAAAUUUAUGUAAACGAGAAUUCCAAGUUAAGGCCUACCUCAUUUAAAUAGAAGUAUUGAUCAUUCAUUUUCACUUUUGUAUAAAGAAUAAGCAGAUUAAAUGGUAAUGAGUGCAUUGUUAUACAGUUGAAAUAUGGUCCAUUUAGAAUUUAUGAAUAAUUACAAAGAUAUAAUUAUAAACUUGAUUACUUUAUAAAUAAAUGAUGAAAUAUAAACUGAUUUUUUUUAAUAGAUUUUUUUUAUUGCAUAUCUGAUUAAUUGAUUAUUAAUAAAUAAUGUGUAUUUUGUGAUAAUGAUUUCAUGUAAAAUACCUAUCAUAUAUUUGCCGCUGGACAUUAAGCAAACAACAAUCAUUCAACCUUUCUAUAAUUUUUUUCUUUAAUUACCCUGAGAUUAUUAUAUUAUAAUAAGUAAUAGAUAUCCAUCAAUGGUUUUUAGACAAAUAAUAAAUCUUUUUUUGUGGAGACGCUUUCUUUUUGAAUCAGUUGUGAAACUGACCCAUUUCUCUAAUUUUAUUGGAAUUCUUUUCAGAGUCUGAAUUUAUAAAACCUGAAGACUGUUAAACCAAUUUUAGAAUUUUUUAAAUCUUUAAAACAUUAGACAGAGCAUAUACAAUAUACUCUGAUAUAUAAUUACACCAAAAGCAUAGUCAUGAAUAGUUCUGAUUUUGAAAAAUUGACAAUUAUGAAAAUAAAAUUUUGAUAGGGUUAUAUACAUUGCAUAUGAAACAUUUGACUAACUGGUAUGGUAUAUAUAUUUGGAGUUUUUUUAUUUAUAGAACAGGGUAUGCAUACUGUAAAUAGAUUUUGUGUUUGGAAGUUGUAUCCAACUUCUUUCUAUUUUUGUUUGGCAGUUGUAUUCAACUUCUGUGUAUUUGUUUGUAUCGAAAUGUGUAAAUUUUGUUUUGAUUAUAAUGGUGCUAUUUUCCUUGAUAUGUUUUUCUUCUUGAUGAUUCAUAUUAAGGAGACAAUCAAAUAUGUUCACAGUACUAUUGACAAUAUAUUUAGGGGAGACAAUCAAAUAUGUUCACAGUACUAUUGACACCAUUUUUAGGGGAGACAAUCAAAUAUAUUCAUGUUACCUUUGACAAUAUUUUAGGGGAGACAAUGAAACGUGUUUACAGUACUAUUGACAAUAUUUUAAGGGGAGACACAAUCAGAGUGAUUUCAGUAGUACCUUUUGUACUUACUAAUCAUAUAAGGGAAAACAAUCAAUGUAUUUAAUGAAUAUAUCAUCUAAGCUAAUGAUUGUGCUUGAUCAUUUAUUAAAGGAAGACUUCAUAUUAAAGACAUGUAAUUACCUCCAAACUCGAUAACCUGAUUAAAAACAUAGAAAUUUCAUGCUAUACAUAAUGAAAUUAAAGGAAACAAAAAAAAAAUAAUGACGUAACAGUCUAUUUGCCAAUUACCGAUUUGGUUCUGCUAUUACACAAUAUUUUUACAAGUUAUUUUCCUUUGCCAAUGGUAGACGGGCUCUUAAUGUGGACAAAUGGCUGAUGCUCAUGCUAAGUUGAACGUGAUAUAUAAGCAUCUUUACCAAUUUUUAUUGAAAAAUAACUAUUGGUGUCAAAAGUGUGUAACUUAACAAAAGAUUAAAUGUUAUGAAAAAAUUGAAAAACUUGCAGGUUACAUACAUUACAUUAAGAUGGUUCUUUCCGCUUGCUCUUUAUUGGCAAUUAAAAUUAUGGCCCAACUAAGGGAAACAACCUUUAACAUUAUCUCAAUGAUUACCAAGGAAGAUUAGAUAAAACAAUGUUUUGUUCAUUUUUCUGCUGUAAGUUUCAUGGUACCAUAUUAAUCAAGAUAAUAGCACACUUAACAAAUAAGCAUAUAAAUUUAAUUUUGCAUAAUUAUGUCAGAAGGGUAAAUAUUGUUUUUGUAAACUCAUAUUUUUUUUCAACCAUAUUUUUCAUAUUAUACUUUUGGUCAAUAAUUACAUUACUGUUAGCCAUAGUUUUCUCUCUAGUAAAUGAUUUUUACAAAAUAUUUUGUGAAGACUAUAAGAAGUUGAAAAUCAGUGGUGUUUUUAUUAAGUCCUUACCAUUUUUAGGGGAUAGGAAAGAAACACUUUUUAUAAUUAUAUAGUUACCCCCAUUUUUUGUUUAUCUAGGAAUUUUUCAAUGAUACACUUUACUGAAAAUUUAUUGUUUACAAGGAAUAUUACUAAAUUAUUUUUGGAAAGAGAGCUUGAUGGUAACCUAUAGUAGCUAACUGAUGGAAAAGUUGUCUUAUUGGCAAUCAUAUCACAUCUUCUUAUUUUUAUAUUUAACAGUUCUGAUGUUUUCUUUUGAAAAAAUAAAUGCAAGAUAAUUUGUCAGAUAAAAAAAUAUCUAGAAACGAACAUGAAGUUAUUCGAAAUAUUCCCUCAGUAUCAAAGAAUUUCGGUUUUAAAUUACUUUUAAUAAUUUAUUAGAGUUUUGAUAAAAGUGUUGUGUGAAUUAACAUAUCAGGUUUUAUCUUUUUCUGUCAUAUUUAAAUACUUUGUAGUCAUAUAAUUAUAAACGUUUAUUAUUGUUUCUUUUAAUAUAAAAUUUUUGUACAGUGGACAUAUAUGUUCAUAGACAACAAAACCAAAAAAUUACUUGAUUUGAAUUAUUUUUUUAUAGUUCAAAAUAACUUUUAGUUUUGAUAUUUUCUUUCAUUCUUUGUGUUGCUAGUACUGUACAAAAUUCUAGAUAAAAAAAUGUUAUUUUAAUUCAAAAUACAUUGUUCCAAGUUUUAUUGUUUCAAAAGUUUCCUGCAGUUACUCGCUAAGUUCACCUAAAAUGAUAUUAGAUUAUCAUCUUACUUUGAACAAUAUUGUGAGAGUGAAGCAUAAUGAUAAGCUAAAACUAAUAAUAAUUGGUUUAAUAGGUGUGCAAAACGUGUUUUAAAAAUAAAGAAAAUUUUAUUUAAUCUAGAUGUUUUUAUUGUUGAUAUACAGAUUUGUUUAAAAAUCUUAUCAUUUUUUCUUUAACAUUUCACAAAUCUUAUGUGUACAAUAAUCUUAUCAACUGUUAUUCUGUUAUUCUAUACAAAAGAUUUAUUGUAUUACAUUAUGUAGCAGGUCUGCAACUUUUAAGCGACAGCUGUCCAGUUCAUCAUAAAAUUAUAUUGAAGUCAUGUAAAUUGUAUAUGUAUUUGUCAUUAUAUGUAUAGUCAUAAGUCAUCAGGCAGUUGGUCACGCUUGGACUCGUGGUAUAUUUUUUAUAAACCACAAAAGAACCAUACUAUAUAUCUUACAUUAGUGUCAUUACUUGUUGAGACCAUUACUUGCCAUUUUAUGAUAGAUUUCCAGAUAACAGGACCAACAUGUCUUGCCUGUAGUUUGACAAAUACAUUCCAUAAAAUACGUA